CAAAACCAACGCUUGACAAAAACUUUGCUGUUUGUAUCCGCCAAUUCUGUUCUUUCCUGGCUUCCUUUAGUCAUUGUUAACUAUCUGAUUGCUAUCCAGCGGUUCGAUAUCGCACAAUUGUUUGUAGCUGUCAUAAAUAUUCUUAAUCUUUCCAACUCCAUUUUAAAUCCACUUGUCUAUGCAUUAAGAAUCCCUGAGUUUAGGCAAGCACUGCGAUUUUCGUAUUGUUCACGACGCCAGGCCGUAAUAAAUAGGCCGCGUAUAGAAAGAACGGAAAUAUGGUUGCCGUUUUGACGCCUGGCUUGCAGCUGAGAACGUUACAUCCUGAUUACAGUCAAGUACAGCAGAACUUCGAACAAAAGACAAUGGACACUAAGUUAUGACCAAACCGCCCGUUGCAUAUACAUUAUUUGAUAUAUAUUGUAAAUACACUAUGGACUAUUCGUUUCACGAAGGAACAACUGUUUUAGUAAAUAGCAACAGCGAGUGUGCCACCGCAAGCAUCAAUUCACCGAGACUGCCCGGCUUCUGAAAGUAAUGAAUGAAGUUCUUUGGACUAUUCACAGUCGGCAAGAAGUUGUUUUGUCAUCUCUCAGCGGCAUUUGAAACACUAGACCACACUAUACUUUUGGCCGGAGAGACUGAAUAGUUACUUCGGUUUUUCCCACACAGGGCUAAGAUGGUUUUCUUCUUAUCUUGCUGAUCGAACGCAAUCUGUUAUAAUUGGUAACACAAUAUCCAGCUGUCGGAGAUUAGAAUUUGGAGUUCUGCAAGGUUCGAUACUCGGUCCUUUCUUGUUUACUCUUUAUUCAAGACAUGAUCUCUGCUCGUAACCUAGACUGUAUGUUCUAUGAAGAUGAUUCUCAACUAUACAUUACAGUUGAUCCUCUUGAUCAACGUCCUGCCUUAAACACCCUUCAGAAGUGUAUUUAGUGAAGUUAUAGAAUUGAACACCAUCAAUAAGUUAGUGUGCAAUCUUAGUAAAAUAGAGUUCAUUCAGUUUAGUUCUCGUUUUGUCAAGAACCCAAUUCUUAGUGAUUUUUUGAUUGGCAACUCUAGAGUACAACCAUCAGACCGACGUUGUAAUCGUGGUGUCAGCCUAGGUAGAGAGCUCAAUGUUAGUCAUCAUGGUAAUGGAACAUGCAAAAAGGCUAUGCUGGCGAUUCAAGUUAUUGGCAGAUUGAGGAAGUAUCUGAGCAAGGAUCACCUUAACAAGAUGGUCAAUGCGUUUUUUAUGUCUCGCUUGGAUUAUUGUAGCAGUUUGUAUUGUGUCUAACCUAAGCGAGAAAUAGUCAAGCUGCAACGUGUUCAUAACUGUGCCCCACGCUUGGUUUCAGGAAUAAGAAGAUUUGACCAUGUAACUCCUGUCAUGAAAGACAUGCACUGGCUUCCUAUUGGUGCACGCAUCGAUUUUAAAAUACUGCUUUAACAUUUAGAAUUUUAAAUGAUUUAGCUCCUUACUAUUUGUCUUCACUCCUUCUCAAAUACCAGCCGACUCCUUUACUCUGCUCAUCUAAUGGACUGCUUCUACAAAUUCCUUCUGUUAAUACCGUGACUUACAGGCACCGCUCAUUUUCAUAUUAUGCAACGAAAAUCUGGAACAGUUUACCUGAUCAUAUCAAAUACUCUGAAUCUAUUUCCACUUUUUAAAAACAAUUACUGUACAUAGUUCUUUUAGUUUUAAUUUACUGCUGUAAGCGCAUUGAGAAUUGCUUUCAAUGCGCCACAAAAAUUAACCCAUUUGAAUAGUAGAAAAAUACAAGCACUUAAAUCUUUCCUUGGCGUUUUAAUAUUUAUCGUUACCUUUUCCUUUGUUAGUAUCUGAUCGAAAAAAGAAUGACAAGGAUUACAAAGUGAGACAUAUACUACAAUAUAUGAAAAAAACGCUGGUGAUAAAAUUCAGUUACUUUUGGUUUGUUGCUUUUGAGGGUAUUUCUCUAAUGUAUUAGGUUGGGUAAUUAUAGAAUGUAGUUGUCAGAACCAAUUUUAGCGGUUUUUUAUUAUUCUUGCAUUUCAAUCUAAGUUCAUAAAUAGGAUUCAUAAUCAAUACUAUUGUUGCAUAAUUAGCUGUUUUGAAUCGUUGGGAAAUUUGCAUCAGCUUUUUAAUCUCAAUAAAAACUGAAAUCACAAAUGUCAUUGUGUUACUGACAGUGAUAUUAUAUUUUCUCUACAAAGUGAGGCAUCCGAUUACUUCGAGUCGUUUUCUCCUCUCAGCAACGUCUGAAUCGACCGGCCGUUAAUGCUCUCCAGUGACGUCAUCACUACCCGAAAACCGGGUAGUGAUUCUGAUUGGUUGAUUGUCUAAACAUUCGCAUAAUUAUGAGAAAUUUCAGCAGGAUUGUCGCUUGAUAAUUCAGCGGAUCACAUCCCUGGUAUGUUUGAGUGGAGUUCAAACAUUUCGCUAAUCUUUAUCGUAAAAAGCAAAACUGUCCUCGUCUUCGAAAUUGAAAUGUUAAAUUGAACUGCGAAUGAAGAAUCAGAAGCAGAGAGUCGGUAGCUUUUUCAUUUAGGGCCGCUUUGUGGUUUGGGCAGUGAUUUUGUUUAUACGAAGUUUCUGAGACCAGUGUUGUAAUUCGACCUUCUAGCUAUUUUCGCCGUCAGUUGUAAUGAUUCUGUUAGCUCUUCUUUCUUGUUUCCUUGUUUCCUUUUUUCUUCGUUAAGGACCAAGUAGCUUCUUUUCAAUAAAAGCAAAUCAUUGUGAGUAGUGGAUAAGGCACCGAAUUAACCUUUUUUUGCGGGGGAAUUUCAUUAACUUGCGGGGCAAUACAUUAACGCCGGUGACGUCAUACAUCUCAUUAAGAUAGGAUGAUGUCAUAGUUUAAAUUAAUGCCGAUGACGUCGUUCAUCCCAUUAAGAUAGGGUGAUGUCAUAGUUUAUUUAUGGCUGGCAAGGAGCAAGUGACGUCAGAAUUUCCUAGAGUUGAUGUCAUCAAAAAAUGUUGAGAUCAUAAUCUAUAAACAGAAAAGUGAUUUUUAUAUAAUUAGCUGUUUGCUAUAGUCUUUUAAUUAGAUAUUGUUUGCUAUAGUCUUCUGAUUGGAUAUUGUAGAAACUGUUAUGCGUUUAAAAUAAAAGCGGUCAAAUUUUGAACGUGUUAUCUUUGCAGAUUAUACUAAAUGAAAAAUCUUUAAUCAUUAAAUUAUUUUCACUAAAAAUCGGUUAUAAACAAAACCGAGACAUAGAGGUUAACUGAAAGAUCUUCACUUCAAAAGAAGGGAAAAGGAGGUUAAGAGAAUGCGAAAUCGUACUAAUUUUUCGGGCAAAACAUGAAAACGAGGUCGAAGCUCAGCGAAGCGAAAAACUGCCUAUCAAGCAAAAAUGUCAAUCUUUGUUUACUUGACUUUGUAGAAAGUAUUGCACAGUGGUUCUAAAGUAAAUCCUAACUCUUUUGGUUCUUGAAUAAACUCCAUUCUAGUAACUAAUAAGUGGAACGUCUAUUAAAAAAAAGAUAGGAACAAGAGGUGCGAUCGCCUAGCAACACAUGUCUUCUUAUUUAGCGCUAAAAACCGGAAAUAUAAACAAAACACACACACAUACACAAAGUGGAGCUGAAAACUCUCUAUUUCAAUUUUGACUCACCAUUACAAAAGCGUUUUCUCCGUUCUAUCUCGAGGAAACGACUAACUAUUGAAUUCUCAGCGCUUGAUGAGCUUAUGGUAUUGUCAAUUCACGCGCCGUUAGUCAGUUAAUUAUGCGGGUUAACAAGCCCAAAGUUGAAUACAAAUUAGUUGAUCUGUACAGCUAGACCCAAGGGAGCACCUUGACGUAUUAUUAUAUAAACAAUUUUAAAUAACUUAACAGGGAUCAAUUAAAACACGCGACAAAUAAAAUGACAAGACACGAGAUACAGUUUUAAAAACUUUAUUGAAAACCAGGGACGAAAAGAGUCAGAUACAUAGCGAUUUGAGAGAGAUGGAAAUUAAUCAUCUUUUUCACCCAUGGAGUACUUGUAGGAUCUAACUCGAAAUUUCUUAUGCCGAGUUCGUUUCCUCUGUUUGCCAUGAGCUUUAUGAUCAUCCAAAUAAUUUGCAAAUUCAAUCCGACGCCUUUUGCCCUUCGGGCCUUGUGAAGGGGUUUCUACUGUGGGAGGAGGGGUCAGGAAAGCAGGGUUUUUAGGGUAGUGGUGGGGUGGAGCUUUCUUUUCCAGGUUUUUGUAAGAUAGCCGCUUGUGUUAAUUAAGGUGUUACGUUGAAGGGGUUAAUGGGAGUGGAGAAUGCUGCCGUUGCUGUCGAAGAAUCAUGUGUGCUUGAUGUUAAGUCUGGAACAGUGCUGAUUAUUUCUUCUCGUCGUGUUCUUGUAUUUAAUUGUUCUUUAAAAGCCAGGUAUCUCUUUUGCAACUGAUCAUCAAAAACGAUCAAAUUCCGUUUGUUCACAUCAAAAUAGGAAUCCUGCUCCAAAGCCGUAGGAAUUCCCUUGACGAAUGCAGUGUGUAGCAUGGCGACUAGCAUUUCUGUAUACGCAAGCUGCCAUUGUGAAUAACACCAAACAAUCCUCUCCAGGGGAGGGUAAAUUGUCUCUGAAGCUUGUUGCAAUAGAGAUCGAACCCAGGCCGUUUUUCCGGACCCGAUCAUUCCGGCAAUUAUGGAGGUAAAAGGAUGCUCGAAUCGAAACCGCUGACAUUUCUGUGCGAGCGGAACUGUUUGAAAUGGGGUGAGGCCAACAUUGCGAUGUUUAGACAUUACGUGCCUUUGCAUGCUAUCCUUUCUACUAAAUGAUUUUUCGCAAACGGAACAGAACCAACUAAUGUCAACUCCUCAGGAGCAGAAUGCAGACUGAGAAAAUGGAUGCAUGUUUCGCAUUGAUAUAGUUUUGAAGGCUAUAAAAUUCUAUAGUUUUCCUCCACCACCACCAGAUUUCUAUUGUGUUCCUCCACCACCACCGCCGCCACAAUUCUAUUGUUUUCAUUCACCACCACCACCACCACAUUUCUAUUGUUUUCCUUCCACCAACAACACCACCACCACCACCACCGCCACCACCGACACAACCACAUUUUCAUUGUUUUCUUCCACCACCACAACCGCCACCACAUUUCCAUUGUUUUCCUCCACCACCACCACCACAUUUACUACUUUUUUUCAUCCACGACAUUCAAUAAAAGACUGCAAACUACUAUCAUAAGUUCAGUUUGUCGCAAUGUCUUAAGCUAUCAAGAACAAUCGUGGUUUUCUUCAAUUCUUAGCUGUUUGUUCAGCUCACCAGCAACAGUUUCUUUUACGGACAGCCAGUCCACAACAACUAGAUGCAUUAGUCCAAGUCUUACACAAGUGAAUCCUUGUACAAGAGGGUGAUGGUUUUAUUCAAGACCUAUUGGUACCUGCUGUUACAAGCCUAGGAUUUUUGAUGCUAUAAAAGAGGAAACAAAACUAUAAGUUACUCAUUUUAAGCUAAGUCUGCCACGAGUACUCAUCAAAAUGAAGAGAAAGAUAGAUUUGGUUGAAGAAGAACACGAGAGUGAACAUGAAGAAAGCGAAAGUUCUGGUGAUGAAAGCGAGGAUGAAGAACCAAGAAUAAAAUAUGUUUUGAGUCCUCUUUCCCAAGCAGUGUCGGAAAAGCGUGCUUCUGAUUUGCUGCAUAGUAUGGCCGCUUCCAAAGAUAUUCUUUUCUGGACUCCUAGCGGACAAUUACUUCGAAAUAGACCCACUAUUCCCGUCACAAACACCGCCGAGCUAGUUAAGUAUGUGUUACUCCCUCAUAACAAUGAGGUUAUCAAGCCUCGUGCGCUGAAUACGUUUCUAGAUGGACUUGCAGAGUUAGGAAUUGAUAAAGGUUUAAUCAAGAACAAAAAGUUGUUAAGUGAUUUAAUAGAAAAGGAAAGAGGCUACCGAAAUGUAGAAAAUACUUCCGAUAACGAGAGUAAUAAUGAGGAGAGUUCAUCGGAUAUUGAAAAUCAGGAGGAGGAGGAGGAACUGGUUUCUGAGAAUGGCGUUAAAGCUGAAGGCACCCAAGAGAGCGACAACGACACUGAAAACGAUAGUGAGGAAACAGAAAGUAGUAGCCCUGAAACGUCCACCACUUUUCACUCUAAAAGUCCCUGUGAACAUUGCGAAAACUCUAAUGUGUACUCUACAUUGAUCACGAAAUGUCCUAAAUGCUUUUGGUACGAUUACUACAAGAUUUGUCCUAUAUGCGAUGACCAGAUCCCCGAGGAGAGAAAUUAUCAAAGAGAGCUUUCUUCGGUGUCACGAUUGUGGAGCAAUCACACACAAAAACGCCAAGACGUUGGAAACCAAUUUUUAUUCACCUUCUAAAGAGGAGAACGAAGAAGAGGACCAAUUUCCAUCUCUUUCUUUUUUCGUCACUGGUUUUCAAUAAAGUUUUUAAAACUAAUAUAUAGAUUUAGCCAGGGCUAAAAGCGAAGCUCCCGUUAAUAAAUUCAUAAUUUAAAUCAAACAAUAAACUUGUAAUCCACAGAUCAGGGCACAUUCAUUUGACUUUUGAGGCAAAGGCAGAGUGAUUUUAGAGAAAAAUCAGAAUUUGACCGUCCAAGAGUGAAACAAAUUUUACAUCAAGUUAUUUGUACACCGAAAAAUAGCAAUCAUGGUCGAUCACAGUAGAUUAGGCCUCGAAAACAAAUAGACCUAUUCGUGUAUUGUAUUUGCAUUAGCUGUAGCAUCAAAUAAUCUGGCAUUCACCAGUCUCUCCAACAUUGCUCCGUUAGAGAGACUAUGGAUAAUUGGACAACCCCGAAAUAUAAUUUUAAGAAACACAUGCGCCACGAUAGUCCUUGGUGGCAGCCAAUUUACACGUUGCAUUCCUCUGUUUAAAAGAGAGGCCAAAAUAAAAAUCAGGCCGGAUUUUUGUGUUCGACAAGUUUAGUUUACUACUAAAUCUUGGCGACGAAUCUGGUGGCGUGUAAACCAGCCUUUUAAACAUACGUUUUCUCAUCACGUCUCAGGUAAACAGUACACAGACCUCGGACAGAGUUUGUUCUUUUUUGCCCUAUUUAAGAGCCAUUUUCUGAGAAAAUCGAGAAUCGCAAGACACUCGUCAAAAAAUCGAAUUUUUUAUUAUUUUGCCAAAACAUCCCUUUUAGUGACCUAAUUUAAGGAAAAAUAGUUUUGGGUUCAAACGAUUCAUUUUAAAGGAGAAAUUAAAAAAAGUUUGAAAAAUCGAUUUUAUUCCUGUUUUUCGAACAAAACACGGCAGGAUGCAAUGGCAACUUCGAGAGAAGGGUGAACGCGUGAGAAACAUUCCCUGACAUUGAAACUUCCCCGAAUUAUUAUUUUGUUCUUACUCUUGAAAACCUUAAAAGAAAAUUUGAAAAACAAUGUCUUAUAUUUUUAUAAUCGACAAGUCUAAAGAGGUCAUAUUUGUGACGUUGGACAUGCUAGAAAACGAAGGCCAACUUUGACUAUUAAAAAAGGCCUCUGGUAUAUGCUGCUUGAUCAUAAAAUCAAUAUAAAAUGGAACCUUGGCUUUUGUACUAACUUACUGGAAAGUUUUAGCUCUGGAAAUCAAAUACCAUCCUGACAUCAAAGCAAGCGGUGAGAGCAAUUGAAUUGGGAAAGUUAUGCAAAUUAGACGGCUUGCGGACGGUUGUCAAACUAAAAGAAAGGUUUUACAUGAAAGGAUUACUCACCAUUGCUUGUAACACGUUUUUACGGCAAGGAAAGUCAUUUCCAACUUCUGUUGCGUCGAUUUGAGUCACAAAAUCCAUAAUUUUAAGCCAAAAGGUCCAAAAGACAAACGUACGUUUGCUCAGCGACUGCACCAGAAUCCGGCCGUGAAUCGAAAUAAAGUCACAACACGUCACUGCGGUCCUUUGGAAGCAAGAGUUGCAAGAGUUUUUACUUCAGUCAGGAGGCCAAAAGAUUGAAAAUUCAUCGCAAACUAAUGACUUCGAUUUUGAAAACCUUUCAUCACUUCAAUCGUUCGUCGGCUGAUAAUAAACAUCGCACAAGAUCGUAUGACCUUUGGCGUGUGACCGGAAAUCGGUCACACGCUUAUAUGACGUUAGCAUACUGUCACGAAUUUUAAUACGAUUUUUCACGUUUGCUUUCGACAAAAAAUAGACUCAUCGAAAUAAAAUCAGGCCUGCUUUAUUUGCUUGUUUGUUUUUAAAUUUCUUUUAUAGCCUGCAGAACUUGUUCCCCAUGCAUCGCGCGUGUCUCGCACCCCCAGUCCGCUUCGCAGUGCUAGCAUGAAAAGCGCAAAAAACUGAAAUUGACUCCUGUUCUGCAGUUGAUUUCUUUUAUAGAUACCUUCUAGGCAUUGACAGGCUGUGAAAAAAGUGUAUUUUUUUUUUAUUAUUUUUUUGAAGUGCUACAUCAUUUCCUAUAAAUUUCAAACGUGACUGCUAAAAGACUGUUUGGAACCCAUGGAUGGAGAAAAGCUGUGCCGGAGAGAAGGUCAACCUCCCAGCCGAGCCAACUUUUGCGAGCGUUUGUAUGAGGAACUGACCACUUUGUCCGAGUCAACAGUGCUGGCGCAUGCUGUCUUUGUCUAGCCUUGACCGUGUCGUCCCAGCUAGCUGGGCGAGCCAAAGUGAAGAAAUAUGAGCCGGGCUAGAAGGGUGAGGCCACCACUACCGGCUCAGUGGAGGGCUGACUUCCGGAAGCCCUCAACCCCGCCCACUACUGGUAGUAAGGCGUCUAUCCGAACCAACCUUUUGUUUCUCAUGUAAAUGGUUUACCAAGUUUUGUAAGGAAAUGGAUGAAAAGUUGGCUCGCCCAGGGUAGCUUGGGAGGUGAGUAAACACCAGAUAACCCCAAUAAUAAGCACAAACUUUGAUUGUCAGUUAGAUGUCCACUAUUUUAAGUAAGCGACCUGGCAUGUGAUUGUCGCAUCCAUGCCCCCUUCCAGAUCCCCUUUAUUAUCGGUAAGCCUCUGAUAGGUCAAAGUAAUACAGUCGUACCUCCAGUAAGCGACCACCAAAAAUGCAAAGACUUAAUGGUUUCUAACGGGAGGUGGCCGUUUAGAAGAAUCGCACCACAUGGGGUCUAUUCCGAGAAGAGGUCCGGGCACUUUCUAUUAAAUGGCGGUGUAACAAAUUCCUGGCAAAAUAUUAUCUUUUACCUCUUUUGAAAAAUACAGCUUUUAAAUCAUGCUCAAUUUAAAGAGGGAUUCAGGUGAGUGAGAUAUAGAAUAGUCUAGAAUCACAACAGAAUCUUCACUUUGUUGGCUACAUCUACUAAGUUAGGAUAUGUGUAGUUCCACGAUGUCACUAAAGGUCUUUAUAUUUUCCAAGGAACAUAGUGCACACAGCAAAAAUAGAGAGCAGAGAAUGCGUCAACUGGUCGCUUAUGGAAAACAAUUAACCGUGACGCCAAAAAGUGGUCGCAGUCACUUACAGAAGGUCGUUUACUGGAGGUUCCAAAUAUAAGGCUUUGAAUGGGAAAAUUUGGUCUUUUGGAUUGGCGGUCGCACAUGGAGGUUCGACUGUGUUAGGUCUAUUAGAGUAUGAGCCACCAUCACCUCACUGUGAGUGACGAGUGCCAGGAACGUAUAGUAUACACUCCCUUAGGAUGCACAGAAUCGUUGUUUUGAGGUCCCGUUUAGCGAAAUGGAUCAUUCAAGGGAGGUGCUGAAGUCCCUUAGUGAAAUUUAUAAGGUUUAUGGGUUUUUUAGUGCAAGGCGAAACACAAUAUUUUAGGGCCCUGUUAUUCAAACGUUGAACAACAGGAAAUCACUAUCAAGCAAAUAAGAAGAAGCAAUUGCGUUACUUAUUGGAUAUAGAUUUAUCCAGGGGAAAGCGUUAGUCCCGGGGGCGUUAGUCAACUUUUCGAACAUACAGCCCCUAAGUCACUCUCCUCCGAAGACUUACCCUGGGCGACCAGGAUAGGGGAAUAUAAUACUCGACCUUCCUUGCAUCAUCGCGAGAGCCUAUAGCCUUCACUUUCUUUUGGCUCGUCCUAUAAUCCUACCCAACGUUCGUGGGACAGGAAAGUCUGCGUGCGAGGCUUGGGAAUCUAGGGAGACUAUGGUGGCAUGGUGCAAAUAGCCGGGAUGAGCUACUUUGUCCACACGAACCAAGAGGAUUGUGUCUGCUAGAAGAAAUCAGAUGUAGCUUUCUGUGAUAAGUAAUAUUCCAACAGUAUAGGAUCAUAGUUUGAAGCCAUUUCACAAUCACUAGUUUCCGCCCACCUCUACCGGCGAGUUGUGGACAAAAGCAGCUGAUAGCUGUAUACGAACCUUUUUUCCACAAAAUGGUUUCUGGGUUUUCGUAUUCGACAGUGUCAUGUAUUGAUUUUUUUAAAUCUUAAUCGAGGUCUUUUUUAUUAUGUACUGUCUAUCUGACUGACUGUUUCUUUGUGUUUUUUUUUUUUGGUAAUAACAGGUUUCAUAAUUUGGUCGCGGUUGGGGUUAUAGGCUCCUGAUCGUGAGCAAAUAGCGAAAACCAAAGUAAACUAUAGCGUUGAAUCCGUUGGCCACGGAGAAUUGGUAUUAUUCUGCAAGUUCUUUACUACAGCAAGAGAGUAUGCUCCCUUGACUACGGGACAUUGGGCCGGGGGAACUUAGUAUUUUGACCCGGCAUAGGGGAGGAGGGGAGGGGGAGGGGGUACCCUGGCCAGAUUCCAAGUCACGGGGAUGAUCGAAGUAUGUUUUUUUCUUGGUUUGAAAGUAUUUUGAACAAAAAAAAUUUUUUUUUAGCUGUGGCUUUACUUAAAUAUUCAAAAUAUUCGUUCUUUUUUGGUCUUGAUUCUCGCUUCCACGGGUCACUCACGACACUUGGAAUCCGAGGUACCCCUCCUGUUUAGUACUUCGAAGGCAAAAAAGCUGUUUCCAAGCCUAGUAGGUAAAUAAAAGAAAAAUAAAUAUGCAUGGCUGUUUCUACUGCGAUGAGGGGAGUUCUUGUCAAAAAAUGUGAAAACUGUAUUAAAAUUGCUGACAACAGCUACGAAAAUUUCGUGACAGCAUGCUGACGUGACUGAAGCGUGUGACCAAUUUCCGGUCACACGCCAAAGGUCAUACGAUCUUGUGCGAUGUUUAUUAUCAGCCGACGAACGAUUGAAGUGAUGAAAGGUUUUCAAAAUCGAAGUCAUUUAUAGUUUGCGAUGAGUUUUUAUUCCUUUUGCCUCCUGACUGAAGUAAAAACUCUUGUAACUCUUGCUUCGACGCGUUGGGACUUUCGAUUCACGGCCGGAUUCGGACGCAGUUGCUUAGCAAACGUACGUUUGUCUUUUGGCUAAAAAUUAUUUAUUUUGUGACUCAAAACGACGCAAAAGAAGUUGAAAAUAACUUUCCUUGCCGUAAAAACGUGUUACAAGCAAUGGUGAGUAAUCCUUUCAUCUAAAACCUUUCUUUUUAGUUUGACAACCGUCCGCAAGCCGUCUAAUUUGCAUAAAUUUCCCAAUUCAAUUGCUCUCACCGCUUGCUUUGGUGUCAGGAUGGUAUUUGAUUUCCAGAGCUAAAACUUUCCAGUAAGUUAGUACAAAAGCCAAGGUUCCAUUUUAUAUUGAUUUUAUGAUCAAAUGGCAUAUACCAGAGGCCUUUUUUAAUAGUCAAAGUUGGCCUUCAUUUUCUAGCACGUCUAACGUCACAAAUAUGACCUCUUUACACUUGUCGAUUAUAAAAAUGUAAAGCAUUGUUUAUCAAAUUUUCUUUUAGGAUUUUCAAGAGUAAGAACAAAAUAAUAAUUCGGUGAAGUUUCAAUGUCAGGGAAUGUUUCUUACGCGUUCACCCUUCUCUCGAAGUUGCCAUUGCAUCCAGCCGUGUUUUGUGCGAAAAAGGAGCAUAAAAUCGAUUUUUCAAACUUUUCCUAAUUUCUCCUUUAAAAUGAAUCGUUUGAACCCAAAACUAUUUUUCCUUAAAUAAGGUCACUAAAAGGGAUGUUUUGGCAAAAUAAAAAAAAAUUCGAGUUUUUGACCAGUGUCGUGCGAUUCUCGAUUUUCUCAGAUAAUGGCUCUUAAACCUAUAAUUCUGCAGUUUUUCACAAUUUUGGAAGAGAAUUUGCACUCAUUCAAUAUCCACGACGAUCAAAGCACGCGCUUCCUUUGCACAACAAAUUAUAGCAUGGAAUUAUAAAACGUUUUCUGUUAGAAAAAUCUGGUCCUAUGUGAUAUGCGGGGUAAUAAUUAUGGGGUUUUAAUGAAAACGAUAAAAAAAAAUUCCCAAAAUCACUUUUCGGCCAGCCGGACGGGUUCUCACUUUUGACAGGCACCAAAUUUGCAGUGCGAUUAAUAGGGUUACCAUUUACGCUUCAACAUGAUAGAGAAGUUGUUAUGUUUAGGUUUUAUUUCCCUUUAUUCAUUAAACUGUGAAUGAUUUUGUUAUGUGUAAUCUUUAAAAGCGAGUGAUAUUUACGCGCGGCGUUUUGAGUAUUCCUACAUGCGAUGUUUAUGUUCGACUGGAAACAACCGGUGCAGCGAUGAAAAUUGCGAGAGGGGCUACUAACAAUCAAUAAAAUGAGUUUAAUUCGGUGAAACAUGUACAGAGACAAUAAUUUUCAUUCACGAAGAGAAGUAUUGAUAGUAAAGUGUCUCAGAAAAUCAUGAGUCAGGCAAGCAUAAGCUUAUUUAUGUUUUAAGCCGGCUUCCCGGUGUUCGCUCUUUUUCAAGAUGAACUCGAGGCAAGAAAAUCGCUCAGAGCUUUCUGUUUACAGCCAAAGUCGUAAGGGAUGCACCAUUAGAAAUGUGAAGGGGGGGGGAGUCCAAAAACAAAAAAAAAAAUCCUGCAAAACAAAAUUUUAAGAAAAAAAAAUCCUGCAUUGCAACGAAACCAGAAAAAAAUAUCCUGCUUGGAUAACCAAUGUGACUGCGACAAUAUAUUACACAGUCUGAAAAAUAAAUCUGUGAUCUGUAACAGGAAAUCCCCUUCCCCCAACUUCCUAAAUUCAUGUCAAACUACAUUUCAGGCAGAAAAAACAAUUUCUACUGGCUAAAUAGAGAUUUCAAUUUGAACCAACUCUGAUGCCCUUGAUCUCUAUAGCUGCCAUAGUAUUAAAUUAAGAGACUGUGGUGAUAAUUGUUUAACUUUAUAAAUUAAAUAAACUUUUUAUUGAAAUACUUUUGUUUUAAUGGGAUUAAAGUGAGAUUGUGUUAACAACGUCAAUAGUUCCACUUGCACGCAAGUUUAUGGAGUUGGUGUUGUACAAUAUGCGUUGCUACUUGAAUCCAUAAAGUUUACAGCUAUAAACAAAAGUAGAUGUCCCAAAAACACCAAUCACACUGCAGAUCCCGCUGCAUUUAAAAGUAUUAAGAAUAUUAUUUACCCAAACUAACACAAAAUAUUUUGAAUGCUUUGCAAAACCAUAAAUAGAAAUGGUGCAUUCUAAUAAAAACUUGAACCUAAACAUAUGGGCCACAGACAUAUGGUAGGAUUUAGAGGAAAUGUUCUUCAAGUUCUUCCUCUGUAUCCCAGUCCUCGCCUGAUGAAGACUGACAUGCUGGCUGCAGUUUUACUUCUUCUUUUUCUUCUUCUUCUUCUUCUUCUUCUUCUUCUUCUUCUUCUUCUUCUUCUUCUUCUUCUUCUUCUUCUUCUUCUUCCUUUUCUUUCUGUUUUUCUGUCUCUUGUCUUCCCUCAGGUUCUUUCUCUGUGUUCCAGUCCUUGCAUGAUAAGGACUGAGAUGCUUGCUUUCCUUCUUUCUGUUUCUCUGUUUCUUGUCUUCCCUCAGGUUCUUUCUCUGUGUUCCAGUCCUCGCCUGCUUGAAAUUUCUUCUUUUGUUUUUCUUUAUUUUCCUUUAGAGCAUUCUUCUUCCUCUUUCUUCGCAAUACUUGCUGGCCCACACUACUCCCAAAGCUUGAGCGAUACUUCUCUACAAUAUCUUGGUAUUCUGUGCAAAUCUUGGUAACUUCUUCAACCACUUUCUCUGCCCGUGGUAUCAGUUCUUGGUAGAACUGAUUUGUCUCUUUCAAGCCUGUAAUAAAAUUUAAAAUAUAGGGACUAAUAUUUUUUUCUUUAUUAUGACUAUUGUGCUCUAGUCCUGGGGGUACCCCUCAGAACAUUCUCAAAGCUGACCCUAUCUCAUGGACCAAAAUAUUUGAUAUCCCAAAAUCAUAUUCAAACUUGACCUCCAUUAAAAAAUCUGUACCCUAUUUGAGACUUGGGCACUUUGUUGGCGUUAUACAUACGAAAGGCUUCAUGGUCACAUGCAAUGACUUUUGAAUGGGGAUGGGGGAGCUACUUCUGUUUCCCCUUUUCCAGCUUUCAUACAAAUAUUAUUUUCCCACAAAUGCGAUGAGUCAUUCAACAAAUAAGAGAUGAAAGAAAUGGAGGUUUCUUAAUGCAUGAUUACAAUAUAUCUGCAGCGGAACCAAAACAAUGUAUAAACGAAGUGCCGCCCAAAGGACCAGGAAAAUGUGUUUUUCAACUGUGGUUCUGUUUCAUAAAUUUUUUGCAACUAAAAUAUUUGGCCAGGCUGAAGAACGUUGUUCUUCAUAUCAGGGACUUCUUCACCCACACUUUUUUGGGGAUUUGUUAUACCGAGGUUCCACUGUAUAUCAAAAGUGUAACAUGUGGGUGCAGUAUUUUUAAUAUUAAAUUCUAACCUUCCCUAAUCUGCUUUCCAGUUGAGCCAUCCUUUAAGGUAGCAUCCAUUUCUUGUUUACACUUCAUCAUUUUCGCUUUUGCCAUUCCAAGGGCAUCCUCGCAACCUUCAACAAACUUGCAAAGAUGUUCAUAGUGCGAAUGUCGUGGUGCUGAUGAACUGCUCUUUAGUGCAACAAUUUGCGGGUAUUUCAAUUCAUUUAUUUGUAGCAAGCCAUAAACACUUUGUUUCUUGUAAUAUGGUGUCCACUGAUCAAUAACUGGGCUCUUGGCAAAGGCAAUCAAAAGAUCAUUGCGUUUUGCACGCUCUUUCCUGCACCAGAGUUCACAUUCCCUCAUUGUAUUUGAGUAUUUCAAGCGUUCUGCAGCCAUUGUCAGUACAAACGAAUUUGAAAACAUCUGGGCCGGAUUUAGAGGCUUUUCAUAGUACAGAUUUUUAAACUGACGUUUCAAAGAAUUAGUACUUACGAGUACGUUUCAAGGCCAUCUCUUGUUUGAAAAAAGCCUUUCAUCCCCUUUGGCAAAGCUACAACAGUUGAACUGCUUGAUGGUCUGAAGGCUGUUGGUGAAACUUUCUCUUGUAGGGAUGACUUUCGCGCCUGCUGUUGUUUGUAUUCUCCAUACAUGCGAGUCAGUCGCCUAAAUUCGAUGUGUGACAAUCGUAGUGCCAAGGCAUCUUCCUCCUGAAUAUCUUCAAGGUGGCCUAUCUCACUAAUACCCAUCGUUGUAAAGGCUUGGUAAUAUUUUUCCAAAGAACAACUCUUCAACCACUCAAGAAAAUAGCUUUUUCCCUCUUUGCCCGGACUGGAGGUAUUCUCCACCAUUUUGUUUUGGAGAAAACACUGGCGCACUGGGCCUGGGGACUAUUAAAGGACGACAUCCGCUGACCAAUAAGUCGGUAUUUCAAGAUGGCUGCCAACUUCGGUGUGGCUAAAAAAAGCACCAAGAAUUCAAAAAGGCUGUGGGUUUAAAGCAUGUUUCUGUGUCUCUUUGUAAUACGAGUGCAGAGCAAAGACAUUUAACAUUAGAGGAAUCAAUAGCAACCACUACUAAAUCUGCAAGAGAUGCGCAGAAUAUCCUUGCACUUUCGCGCCUGUUGGAUGAACUGAUAGCCAGGUCUUGCAUGCGUUUCCAGGAAGCAUUUGAAGAAUUUGCUGCCAUCACGGAAACAAUUGAUAAGGUAAAAAGCUCGCCAACAGUUCAAAGAUAGAAUUCUAUCGAAACAUGGUCUACCAGUUAUCAUUGUGAGUAAUGCUGGGCAAAUGUUCGUCAUGCUUUUAGAGAUGCCCUUAAACAAUAUUAAACUGUGCUGCAGUCUAGAUCGUGUCCUUGACGCUGCAAGAGAGGACUCAUCUUGUAACAGUUUUCCAAAUGCAUUAGCCGCGUCCAUUCCAACUCUAAUGAAACUGAUGUCAAAUGCGAGAGAUCGGGCGAUUUUAACAUACGUCCUUGCAAACAUUUUCUCACCAACAACACUGUCUUUGGUGCUUGGGAUGCAGCAACAACGACUGAAAAAUAUCGUGGACGAGGUUACCCGUUUUUCAAGUAAUGUAGAAGCUCAAGAGAGAAACGGGGAAAUCGAAGCAGAGAGACAUCUUGACAAAGUUAUCACUAAAAUAGAAAAAGACUUGGAGAACAGCGAGAGUUUACUGAAACGGAAGAGAGCAAGGUUAGAUGAGGCGGAAAUUGAAAGUAGAGAGUUUGAUAUAGGAGUAAAGAGGGCAAGGCUAGAAAGUCUUUACGAAAAACCAGUGAAAGUCAAGAAAAGAAUUUCAAAGAGGAUCUUUUCCACAUGGAAAGGUACUUUGAUGUCACAAAAGGGCAAGGGCAAGGGAGUGUACAGUAUCGAUCGUGGUGCAGAGCAAGCAAUAAGUGAAUUACUUCAUGAACAGUUGAAGGCCCACAGAAGGAGAUGGGGUGAGGAGGACACAGGCUAUCUUGAUUAUGAAAAGAGGAUCCAGUCUAAAGAGAUGCGUCAGAUUGCAAAUCAGUACCUAGUAAAGCAUGGAAAGAAGCCAGUAAAGAGCAAAGCAACAGUACGAUCAUGGGGUAAAUGCAGGAACAAGCGCUACCGUCAAGCGCAGCAACACAGAGGCUGCAAUCUUUGGGCCCAUCUUCGUACACAAAAGAAACAUCGUGAAAGGCAUGUCAAUGUACAUUAUAAUCGAGCCCACAUAAAAAAUUACACGCGAUUUGCAUUUGGAACACAUGAUGGAGCUGACAAGAAGGGACUUGUGAUAAGGCGAGCAAUAGACGACAAAGCAUAUGUCCGGUGUGGAACCUCAGAAGGUUUUUCUAGGCCACUACACACUCCCACUCAGCUGACUGGAGAUGACAAUCAGGUGACACUUCCAUCAUCAGAUUAUCCUGACACUGUUGGAUAUGUCAGUCCAGGGUGGUCCUUAUGGUGAACAACAUGAAGGAAUUACAACAUAAAGGACGUGACAAAUUUGUACCCACUGAUUUGUCAAUUGGUGUCAUUUGCAAACCGAAGCAUGUCUACCCAAGCACAGCUACAAAUUGGGCCAAUGAUUUGUUUUCCAUCCGAUAUACCUUCAGAAGUGAACACGAAGUGCCCAUGAAUUCAGUGGCUGAUGCGAAUGCCAAUUUCCUACCAGAUGAAGCUUUGCCUUAUCUUAUUGGCGUAAGAGACUCAAUAUUUCAGUUUGAAUUGAUGUCAUUGAAAGAUGACUAUGAACGAGUGGUCGAAGGAGGAGAUCAUCUGUCCAGAGAACAGCUCCGAGUUACAGUCCUUCUUAAAAGACUUGAUAUAUGCAUGACAUCUGUUGCAGCCUACGAAAGAUAUCCCUUGACUGGCAAAUUAACAAAAGAUUUGGAGCUGCUGAAAGAACAACUGGAGAAGAUAGGAGGUGAGAGGGGGGCUUAAUAGAGGAUUUAAAGUUAUUUGAUUUUGAAUGGUCACCUGAUUUUUAUGAUACAACAUUCUGAAACAUGUUUUUAAAACCUUUUCUGUUUGAAUUCCCAUUGCGUCAUUCUGCUAUAAUAUGAAAACGGCACUAUACCAUUUUAUAGUGACUGACUUUAUAGCGUGUAAUGUUCACCUGAUUCAAAGCCCUGUAUAUGUAUACAGUAAAUGUGUGCCCUACAAGUUAAAAAAAAAUCAUAAUAGCAUAAACAUGUAUAAACUUGAUGCACUGGUUUGGUUCUAUAGAUCAAAGGCUCUUUAAUAGUUGAUAAAUUAAUUCCAUUUGACAUAAUCCCUGUUCUGUUUAAGCAAUGCUCUCGGAUAACAAGGGACAGGACUACUGUGAUAUCAGUAGUUACUAUGAAAGUGCCUGCGAACUGUGCAGGGGGAUUCGACACAGACUGGAGGAAAAUGGUCUUCCAAAUCACAGGUUAGAAGUGAAUUAAUAUUGUAAAUUUGAAAUAACUGAACAUAUUGUGAACAAUUUUGUCACUGAAACUCCAUACAAUACAUUGUAUGAUAUAAACAGCCAACUCUGUGCAGCGGACUUUAUUUUUGUCCCAACCCACCAGCUUGUAAACUGCUACUUUGAAACCAAGAGCUGUUCCUACAAUGACCACUUUUAACAUUGGCCUGUACAUUCAGUAUCAGGCAUGGCCGUUUUAAAGCAGUUUGACUGUGUUGCAUUAAUAUUAUGUGCCACUGACCUGUUAGAUUUAUUAUGCAUUUCAUUUUUGUUUUAUAGCAUUUCGUCUGUUGUUUGAUUCUUUUCUCUCCUAUAUAAAAAAAGGAUUGGCUUGAGUUUUAUAAUGUAUCUGUUUUUAUAGGCCAUUUGAUAUUCAGACCUCUGAUGCUGGCCCGGGAGUUGCGAGUCAUGAGCAAAUGACACAACUUCGAAUGGCAGAGUACUUCAUGAUAAAUUGCCUUGAUUUACAGAGCAGAUUCCAUUACGCCCCCAAUGACUCUGCAUCACAUAUAGCUGAAAAGGUAAUGCGUUCUCUAAAUGAAUGCCUUGGAGAUGGGAGGUCCAUACCUGUCCCCUUUCUGCCUUUAUGUGAUGAUCAGGGAAGAAUCAAACUAAAGGAUAUCAGCAAUGAACAGCUAAAAACCUGCAAGCUGAAAAGGAAAGAGACACUGCAAUAGAAUGUGCACGAGUCAUUACGAAUCGCUUUGAUGGAAAAAGUUCUAUGGGCACAUCUAUUCAUGCAAGCACCCCUUGUUAUGAAAGCCACUUGCAGUUUUUUUUUGACGAAAAGUUUAUGAUCAAAUGUGCAAGUGCGAGUUCCGAAACUGUACUUGAGAAGUGUGCUGGGAAGGAGUACUACAAGUUUGUCAGGGACUUCUUUCGUGACCAUUAUUUCCUGUUUGAUAAUGGGUUUGAGGGGAUCAGAAAUGGCUGUCGGAAUAGUGGCAAGGUCUGCGAAUAUCAUGCGAGGUAUGAAAAUCCAUCUCUUUUGACAAAUGGCUUUAGAGGUGUCCCCGUGACUCGAGUGCAACCACCAGUUCCAGACUACUCCUUCACUGGAGGCGAAUUUCACUAUGCCUUUCCUCAGCAAAUUUCAUCAGGAGAAUUAACAGCGAAAUUUGACCUCAACAAAGAUGAGCUGAGGAAUGCCGCUACCAGAAAAAUAGAUGAGUUCUGCCCUCGAGCACAGUUAAACCACUAUAUGCAAUCCUAUGGCACACCAGAUUUACAAAUGGCUGAAGUACAUCCACAAGAAUCCCUUUCUGUUACCGUAGUAGAUAGGAAUGAUGUGCUUGGAAAAAUGUUAUCAAAUGUUGACUACUUUGUUCAGACAUAUACUGGGGAAGACCUUAGGACAUCAGUGGUGAAGGAAAUUAAACGACGCCACAACGCCAUGGUCAAGGCAUUUAUUGUAAAGAAAACCAAUGCUAGUACGAGGGCAGCCGAGAAGGCUCGUACAUAUGAUGACUUUGAUUGGGAGAAACUAAUACAGACAAGUCAACUAACUGGCCUGUACGUUUCACAGCUUGACCUCUAUCUGAUCAAGAACUUGAAGCUACCAAAAUCACAAUGCGAGAAGAAGGGGUUCAAAAGAGAAAAAGAUUGAAGCGAUCAAGAAGCACUACUAUGCAUCUACUGGUCCUCCAAUAUCAGGAGCUUCAGUUGGAAGCCCAUCAGUCCCACGCACUUCUAACAAUAAAAGUCAAGAAUUAACUAAUACAGUGGUCGUCACAUUACCAGAUUCACUGAAGAAUGAAUUUGCCUCAAACAUGCUGAAUGUUCCUCCUUGGGGUGGAAAGAUAAAUUUGCCAUACAUAGGACAAAUCACCCUGGUGAACACCUGCCCGAUUGACAAUUUUCUUACUAUUUUUAUACAUUAAUGAAAAACCACAGAAAGGCUUUUCAGGAAAUUUCCAGCUCAGUAGAAGUGUAUGCAAGUUACCUGAUUAAGAUUUACAAGUUAUUUGACAGAGGUAAUUUUGUGGAGGGAAAUUAGAGUGGCUCAAGCUGUUUCCAGGACGCUUUCAAACAACACCACUAAUAGACCUGUGGGGAAAUGAGGAAGACCUCUUUGUGUCUAGACUUUAUUCAUCUUCUCAGACAACCUUCAUCAGUACAUGUGACUCUUCAGCCUGCCCUGUUAGAGUGAAGCAGUGUCAUGCUAAUGCAAUAGCUUUGAGGUAUGUUAUUUAAAGUAAAUUCUCUGAUCUUAAUUUGAUAUUAAAUCAAGAUUUUCAAGGCAAAAGUAAUCACUUCACCAUCAUGCUUACGAAAUUUACUUUGUGCUUGUGUGUGAAAUGUGUGUGGGUAUGUAUUAAUAUAUUACAUCUUGAACCAAACCAGAAAAUUCAUUUUCUUUUGGGCAUCCAUUAAUGUAAUAUUUUAUUUCUGUUUUUUAUUACCCAGAGUAUACAUACAUAUACAUUCAAAUUGAGUGAGAAAUAUCCGCGUUUUUUAUUGUUGUAUCAAUAGCCAUGUAGGAUUUCCAGUACCUGCAUUUCUUGAAGAAUCAUUGCGGCAGUGGAUGAACACAGACCAGCAACAGUCCACGUGUGGACUUACGAUGCAUCAUGUUCCCCCUGGAGCAAACUACUUCAUUUCCAACUGCUAUGUGCAAGAUCCAGGCACAGGCCAACUCAUGUAUGUCUUUCAUUUUUACAUGUACAUAUCUGUCACGUUACUUGUUUUAUAAACUUUACCUGGUUCUUUUUUUUCCCUGCUUUUCCAAUGCUUCUUAUGUACAGUGAUUGCACACUUUCCAGCUACAAUUACAUGUAUACUAAUUGUCAACUAUUACGUCAUAUUUUAGUCAGACCCCGAAAGCAUAUUGUGGUGGCUUGAGGAGCAACACAAGGAGGGCAUUUGUAAGAGGAAAUCCCCCAUUCCUACUGUUGUCACUUGACAUAUUUGCCAGGCAGGGCACCAUAACUGAUGUCACUCACCUUCCACAGAUAAUUCAAGUUUCAAGUGACAGGUAUGUUUCUGAGGUUGUGACGGACAUUGUUGGCCAUUUCCUUGUAAUAGCCAUAUGAGACUCACAAGUCAUAUUUCCAAUGAAAUAAACUAUUUUUACUUUCAAAACCUGUAGUUAUUCCCUCUUUGGUCUCACAUUUUGGAAUGGAAACCACUACAGGGGUGCUGUAACCAUUCAAGAUCAAUGGCACUACUAUGAUGGAAUGUGGGAGCGCCAAUGCCAAGGUCAUGGCCUCAAGAAGUGUGUCAACAAACCAUCCACUCCUGCUGGCUUCUAUAUUUCACAUUCAGUGUAUGUCAAGAUUUCGCUGCUGUGAGCCUUUCCCUGGAGAUUCUUUAUACUCAGGUUGGAAGUUCCAUGUCCUGUGAACAGUCCCAUUUUAUUCAAGAAAAUAUAUUUAUUUUUAUAUACAUGUAUACGUAGCCUCUGUGCACCCUUCCCCCUCUCCUGCCUCAGAGCUUGUUUGAAGCAUUGUGUACGGUAUAUUAAACAUUUGCUCCACCAAAUAUCAAUGUUCAAGUUUUUGAUGUGCAGAGACUUGGAACGGAAAAUGUACAUGUACAAUAAAAGGGGACUGUUCAACUAUUAUUCCUAGAAAUGUACAAACUUCUCAUUCAAAGCGAGGACACAACAUACAUUUCACAAAUUACUAUUUUAAAGGCUAUGUUCUAUUUGUAUUAACUCUUUUUGGUUGGUUGGAAUUUUUGUUUACUUUGGGUAAAACACCGUUUGAUCUGCUUGUGUAGCUGUUUCAACUGCCACUGAACUCAGUUCGGACGUUUGAACGUAUAGAUUACUUCAUGGGCAGCGCGGGCGUACGGUAUUUACGCACGAGUUGGUUCGCAUCAGAAAUUGAACGAGCAAGGCUUUGCGAGUGAGAUCCAGAAAGCGAGAGAGAUUUAUCUGACAUACAAUGCGAAAAAAGUCCAUGUCUAACACUGCACGUGUUUAGGUGUCCUAUUACAUUAUGUACUAAACAUCUGUGACUGGACGAAACGCUUUUUUUUUCACGUGUGUGAAAGUCGUUUCGCCAUUCUGAUUGGCUGCGAACCCUGAACAGGGUUUUCACACGCCAAAUUUCAAUAGAAAAUCUCAAUUAGUAUGAAAAAAUAUACUUAAAACAAACGUGUUCUGUUGGAACACUACAACAAAAAACAUUUGCGCGGUUGAAACAGUCUAGUAAAACAAGACCAAAAGAGGGCAUAGUCAUUUUGGAAAAAAAAAAUCGUGCAAGGGUUUGAAGGUUGAAAAAAAAAUCCUGCACUCCUGCUGGUUGUGAAAAAAAUAACAUGCCUUUCCAGAAAGUCCUACCCCCCCCUUCACAUUUCUAAUGGUGCAUCCCUAAGUAAAUAAUCUUCGGGACCUUUUCUUUGAAUUUGCGGGCCAAAAAAUGUCUAAAGGCUUUUUAAACCUGAUACUAUUGUAGGUUAGAUCAUUGCUCGUGUUUUAAUUUAAGCCGCAUAAACCAUACGCUCGAAAAAAAAAACAAACAUCAAAGACAAUAAUGGCUCAAGCUUACCAGUCGAGAUGCUGCUUCUGAAGGUCAUCAAGUGUUCCAGAAUCGCUUGAGACUUUUCAACCUUCUUACGCCUCAAGCAAGGGCAAGCGAGUAAGCUCAUUUCUGAAAACGAUGCCAUCCGAAAUCGGAUUUCCAAUGACUUUGACAAGCGGUGCAUUUGUCAACAAAAAGCGCAAUAAACAAACCAGCCACGAAUUACAGAACAAUCUUGAUAGCAGCUGUUUUUCAUUUUGUACACCAAGUAGAAAAAGACAGUUUAAAACAUCACAAGAUGAGACAAAACUCUCUCAGCUCCAGCUAUCAGUAAGCAAGUUUCCAGACGCUGCAAAAAUUUUCCGCAUAAACUCACCUGUCAAAUUUUGACCAAUCACAACAUAAAAGUUGGACGUAGAGCGUGAUCAACGCGUGACAGUGAGAAAAGUCAGAAGCGAUUGCCUUCCCUGCAUGUAAAUGUAAAAGCCGGUUGAAUUUUCGUGUCCGAGAUCAGUUCGAAAUCAACAUUUUAAAAGAGUGGCUCUUGAAACACGACUUAUUUCAUAUGCACUUUAAAAAAAUUGAACUUGAGCCUGCGAUCAUUUGAAAAGUAGCAACUUGUCAGCGAAUACCUUCAAAAUAUUACUCGAACUCAGAGGGUCGAUACCUGAGCCCGCGAUACGGUCAGGCGAUACUGGUCAGCAGAAACACUGUUUUGACAGCUGUCAAUUAAUCAAAACAUGGAUGUACAAUAUCAGGUUGCAGGCUCCCAAACUAGCUAGAAAGUGUGAGAUUAAACAUUGGUAUGCCUGUGGUGCGGACGGACGGAAGGUCGGGUGGUCGGUGUACGGUCACGUGAUUGCCGAAUUUUCUAGGAUGGAUAGAUUUCCUAUAAAGCUAUGGGGCUUCGAAUUGAGCCCGUGAUCAAAUAAAAUAUCAGCGCAAAACUUUAAACACUACGUGACCUCAAUAGAUAGAAAAAUGAGCCCGCGAUCCACUCAGGUGAUGAUGGUCAGCGUAUACUCUAGUUUGACAGCUGUCAAUUAACCUUCAUUAGAAUGGCGAAUAUUCGGAUUAACAGACUACGAGUGUGAGUAGGACAUUUCCGUCCGGCAUGUAGUGGAAAAUGCCAGAUCGUGUACCUGAGCGAACCUGAGCCCUCGUUAUCAGUUUUCUGAAAGCGGUCUGCACAUGUCCCAUUUUGACAGCUGUCAAUUGUCCUUAAUUUGGCUUGCCAAUGUAACUUUAAACGACUGUCACCCAACUGACAGCCUUGCCCGCCGUAGUUUCGUUUUUAUUUUGAAUUGGUAAGUGUGACAUAUUAUAUCAGCUUAUAUAUAGGGGCAAAACCACUAGCCUUUUAUCUGAGCCCGCGAGACGGUCAUGUGAUAAUUGUCAGCGGAUGUCUGAUUUUGACAGCUGUCAAUCUAAUCGUACUCAUACGGAUGGCUUACAUAACGGAGAGGCUAGUCAAGUUGUGCAAGAUCUAUUGUGACAUUUGACAUCGGCUUUCAUGAAGUGUGUGUACGGACGGGCGUACGCUACGUCAUAACCAAAUUUUCUGGGAUGGAUAGUUUACCAAAUUUUCUUACCCAUGGUGCUCCGCUGCGCGCGCGCUUCGCGCGCGCGGGAGCUCCGCUAUUAAUCAAUUUAUUUGUCGCGUUUUAUAAUUUAUCUCUGUUAAGUUAUUUAAAAUUGUUUAUAGCGGGGCUCCCACGCGCGCUUCGCGCGCGUGGGACAGAGCCCCAUACCCAUAGAUUAUGGUCAACCUCUUUUCUUUUGGUUGUACGGGUGCGGAUUGUACGGGUGGGGUAGGGGAGACUAUCAAAAGGAAGGGAGGGGUGUCUCAGGCGUGUCUUGCCAAGUCCACAUCUUUUACAUUGGACAUUCAGAAUAUGGUCAAUUGACAGCUGUCAAAACAGGAUAGCCACUGUCCAGUAUCCCAAGACCAUAUCGCGGGCUCAUGUGUCAGCUCAUUGAGGUGACGUGAUUUAUUUAGAAGCUGUCCGCUGACCAGUUAAUUAUUUUACUAGAUCGCGAUCAAUGUUCAGUCUCAUACUUUCUAGCUAGUUUGGAAUCGGAGCACAGGAAAACUGAUACACGUCAAUAUUGUGAUCCAUUGACAGCUGUCAAAACAAGGUAUCCGCUGACCAGCAUCACUUGGCUGUAUCGCGGGCUCAGGUGUCAACCCAUCGAGGUCAAGUGUUUUUUUGAAGUUAUCCGCUGACAAGGUACUGGUUUUCUAAUCAUCGCAGGCUCAAGUUAAUUUUGUUAAAAAUUCAUAUGAAAUAUGUUGUGUUUAUGUGCCGCACAAUUAAAAUUUUGAUUUCAAACUGACCUCGGACGCGAAAAUUCAGCCAGCUGCUACAGGCAGGGAAGACUGUUGCUUUUGACUUUUCUCGCCAUGUUCACUCGUUGUUCACGCUCUCCGUCCAAUUUUUAUGCUCUGAUUGGUCAAAAUUUCACAGGUGAGUUCAUGCGGAAAAUUUAUGCAGCAUCUUGUUUACUUUGACAGCUGAAGCUGACAGAGUUUUGUGUCAACUUGUGAUGUUUUUAACUUUCUUUUUCCACUGGAUGUACAAAAUGAAAUUUAGCUGCUAUCAGGAGUCUUCUGUUAUUCAUGGCUAGUUUGUUUAUUGGGUUUUUGGUUUAGUCCGGAUGGCAUCGUUUUCGUUUUCAUCUCCCUUAAUGCGUAAGAGGGUUGCAAAGUCUGAAGCGAUACUGGCCUUACUUGAUACCUUUCAGGAGCUGCAUCUCGAGUGGUAAGCCUAAGUAAUUAUUGUAUUUAAUGUUUGUUUUUUAUUCUUAAUUUAACGAAGUCGAGCGUAGUUUAUGCGGCUAUUUUGUUUACUCACGUUUGUAAGAUUUGAGACAAUGAUCUGACCGAGUAUCAGGUUUGCUAUAAGCUUACAGAUCUUUAAAAAGCCUUUAGACAUUUUCUCACGGCAAAUACUAGGAAAGAAAACGUUUCAAGGAAUAUUUAGUUAUAAUUCUGGCUGUAAAAGAAAGGUUUGAGCGAUUUCCUUGCCUCGAGUUACGUUCGAGUUCGUCUUUGAAAAAAGCAAACACCGGGAAGCCGGCUUAAAACAUAAACUUCAGCUUUAAGCUCGAAGACUCAGGAUUGUUAGAGACACUUUAAUACUUGUCUUCCUGAAUGAAAAUUGUCGUCUCUGUAUAUGUUUCACCGAAUCAUAUUUCUUUUGUUGAUUGUUAGUACUCUCUCUUGUAAUUUUAAUCGUUGUGCCGAUUGUUUUGAGUCGUUCAGUAAACAACGCUUCCCGGAGUGCUCAAAAUGCCGCGCGUUAAACCGUUUUAAAAUAAAAAAUAAACAUAAUAAAUUCUUUAUUAUGUUGGCGCGUAACUCUGUUAAUGUUCAUUCAAACACUCGCCACUGCUAGCACUGUAAAAGUCAGAACCGGCUGGCCGUAUAGCUAGAUGAUUUUGAAAAUUUUUUUAACGGUUUACGGCUAAAACCCACGCGUGCUUCGAUCGUCCUGAAUAGCAAUUUGUAUCGCAAUAUUGUGAAAUACUGCAUUCUGUUGUCCGAGGUCUGUAUGAUAAAAACAGUACCUCAUAAUACUGUUUCACCUCAGAUGUGAUGUAUAAAUGAUAUAAAAGGUUGGUUUACACGCACCCAGAUUUGUUGGCAAGAUUUUGUAAAAUAAACUCGUCGAACGCAAAAAAUUCGGCCGGAAUUUUUUUUCCAGGCCUAAUCAAUCUACGGUGAUCAAGAGCCAUUAUGGCUCUAAAUAAAAGUGAUCGAAGAUGAUUGCCAGUUUUUGGGUGUACUUAUGAGGCUAUCAACUCGAUGUGAGAUUUGGUUCACUCUUGGGCUGUUUGCAAAUUAUUUUUUGUAAAAUCACUUAGCCUUUCCCUGAAAAGUCACACGAAUGUGCUCUAAAGUGAACUGAAUUGUGGAAUACAAGUUUAUUGUUUGAUUUAAAUUAUAAAUUUAUUAAUGGGAGCCUCGCUUUUAGCCCUGGCUAAAUCUAUAUAUUAUAAUAUUUCUCCGUCAAUCAGUUUGCCUCACCUGUUUAUUUUUCACAACCUGUCAGCGCUGACCAAAUUUGGAAGAUACUUAACAAUUAUUCGCCGAAGGCGAAGUUAAUACUGUUGAAUAAUCCCCGAGACGAAGUCGAGGGGAUUAUUCAACAAUAUUAACUGAGCCUGAGGUGACUAAUUGUUUUAGUAUAUUCACACGAAGUGAUCUCAACAGAAUCUGAAAGGAAACCAUUGAAAAACCAUUAGUUUGAUUGACAGGUGAAUUCAUGCGUGAACACGAAACCGUAAACAGUGAGCGGAGCGCUUCUAUAAUAUAUAACACGUUUAGCAUUUCCAUCCGUAGAGAGAAAGAUAUCCUAUCUUUUCGUCGCACUAAGUCAAUGUAAAUGUACUACACAGCAUCAGGCAGGGGGAGCACUAACGAAAUCGAGUAAUAUUGAACUAUAGAUAUUUAAUCGUUUUUUCCUGUGUAUUUGCAACGAGGUCGACCGCAGACUUUAAUAUGUUUCUUUUUAGACGGCACUGAAUUAUUUUUCCGAAACCAAAGCCGUACAUUUUGUUAGACACCUGUUCUUUAUCGGCUACAUUGGCUGCCUGUGUCUUUUAGGAUUGAAUACAAAGUGCUAAUUUUAACCUAUAAGGCAAUACAUGGCUAUGCUCCACUAUAUAUUUCAGAUUUAAUUAGAACUGGGGAACGAACAAAUUAUAAUUUAAGAUCAUCGUCACAGCUACUACUAGACAGAGCAUUUCAAGUUGCGUCUCCGGGACUGUGGAACGGUCUCCCAAAUGACAUUAGAAAUGCUAAGACAAUGGACGUUUUUAAGUCCUUAGUGAAAACUCAUCUUUUUAGGAAAGCGUAUGCUUGUUAUUUUUUUUUAGAAUUUUACAUUUUUGACUCUGUGUAAUUUUUAGUUUAUUUAUUAGAUAUGGACUGGAUAGUUUUACUAUAUUAGAUUUAUUAUUUUAUUAUUAUUUUAAUGUAACUUGUAAGGCGCAUUUGAAUAUAUUCAUAUAGAUAUUUGCGCCGAAUAAGUAAUAAAUUAUUAUUAUUAUUUUCAUUAAUCAUAUUUCUCGCCCUAGGAUGAUGACAUGAUUGCGUGAAAAUUGACGCCUCUAUCACAUUAGAUGCGAAAUACGAUCAGAGAUUUUAUAGGAAAAUCCAUUACCUGACGAGAGAAUUCUACCUUAAAUUGCACGCGAAAAGCGAUAUCGCACAAAUCGCGAAGCGAUGAGGGCGAUAACGGUUCUAAAGUGCAAUUUAACGUGGAAUUCACGAGUCAGGUAAGGGAUUUUCCUUGAAUCGCAUAAUUGAAUAAAAAUGAGAAAAAAAAAGAAAACAGCAAAAAUAUUGUUUGAUUUUAUCCUGAGCGAGCGCUCCAGAAAGCCAUUUCAAAGUCAACUGUCAGAACUGUCAUUGCGUUAGCGAAUAGGAAGCAAGGUCAGUCGUACACGUUUGAACCUUCGACAACUUUUUUUGUACCUUGUGCUUGUUUUACAUUUAACUUUUUGACAUGUAAACAAGCUUCACACUAAUCGCAAGGAUAAGUAGAGGUAUUUCACUAGAUUUGCAAGUCGUUUAUCUAUAACAUCUUUUUUGAAAUCGGUCAUUUGCUCGAGAAGGAAAUAAUUUACACCUUUUACCUCUUCGGUGGCAAAACUGAAAGAAAUAAAGUGUCCAAUCGAAAGCACUGAAAGGUUGACGUCGCGAUUGAUAUAAGGUAAGCACCUUGAAAUGUUUUAGAAAUGCUGUUCAAGUUCAGCUCUGUUUUGUACUUUUCUAAGUACCACGAUUCAGGACGAUUGCAAGCGGCGUACUCUUUUUCGUGUCAGUUUUAGGGGCCAUGUCGUCUUUGAAGGUAUUUAUUUCUUCUUCUGUAUAUGUGACAAUCGACCCUGGUACUUCCUCCGUUAUCGCUUCUCUGUUUUGUUUGGUUGAACUUUGGCUUGCCACUUUCUGGGCCGUGUUCACAUGCUUUUCUUGUUUUCUCGUUGUCGCGAGCGAAAGAGGUUUUUUAUGCCUCUCGUAGAAUUUGUAGUUCACUUCAAAACAAGGAAGAACCUCCGGCUCACUUUAAAAACGCUUUUGUUUAUUUUAACUCUUCAAAAGGUGACAAUGGUUUUGAAAACAUUUUAAAAUGACAUUGUAGAAAACCUUUUUUGCAGUUGUUGUGUUAUAAUUCGACGAUAGUUGUUAUGCACAUGCGAAACAAUAUCGCUUAGCCUCGUUUUCAACUCGCAAUUCCACACUAAAUACCUCGCUUCCUUAACCAAUCAGAAUGCGAGAUUUUACUCAAUUAUGCGAUUCUAAAUGGAAUAGGGAAUGUUGCAGGCUACUGGGUAUCCUGCUGAGAUAGCUGACUUUUACUCAGCAAUCGCAGCUGGAUACCGAAGGGUUUUUUUGGUUGCUAAGAAAGUGCGGCUCGUCAUGUAGUUAUAGCUUGUUAGAGUUGCUAUUUUUAAACAGUAAAAGUACUGGAACAAAAGCUAGCUACGUUUGGUAGAUCAGCAAAACAGCAUUUAUGUACGAUAUUUUACAAUAUGAAUGAAAUUGCAAGGCCAGCUGGCUCGAAUAUUUCGAAUUUGCAAGUCAGUAAAACCUUUCAUAUUCCAAACUCAGCUAUUGCCACUAUUUAACCAGCAACAGACUUAAAUGAACGUUAUAUUCGCAAAUACAUAUAGGUAAAAUGCAAUUAAAACGAGGUACAUUUGUAAAAAGGUGCUAAUGUGAACGGAUGCGUGCAGAAUAAAAAGAAAGCUUAAAUUAAACGACAAACUAAGUUAAUAGCCAUUAUUCUGAAAACUAAUGAUUUUUUUUCUAAAAGUCAACAAUUGAAGUAAAACGUGAAAAGAGUCAGUGGCAAAUAGUUUUGACAGCUGUAAACACUGUUGGCUUUUUCUCAGAGAAUUAUACCCGUUAACGAACACUAAGUAAUCGAACAAGUACAAUAAAAUGGCACGAGCCUUUUUGAGGAGCUAAAACCUCUUUAUGCGAAUUCAGUAUGAAUUACUGAAAACAACGUCAAAGCGAACAUUUGAAAGCUGUAUACGAAAUUCGAGGCAAAUAAAGAAUUCAUGGAAAAAUCUCUCCUUACAUUUUGAUCGGAUAUUUAUCAAACCUUUAUUAACUUUCCAUAUAUCUUUAAAAUCGGGGAGAUUCAGAGUCCUGUGACACGCCAGUCGACAUCCAAACAACAAAUAUCAUUGUUUUUCUUGGUCUUGUUCAAAGUUUCAGUGCUUGAACAUUUCCCAUAGGACCGUUUGUUCUUGCUACGUCAUGAAGGUGGGCAAUUUCCAAUGCAAAUUUCAUCAGUUUGAUCUAACUGAACAUUUUCCUUUAUGAUAGCCCCCAACAAGAAACCAAAACAAAACAGCAGCAUUUGCUAUCAAAAAACGACAUUUACAGCUGGAACAAGACUCGCCUUCACCGACGAACCACCAUCAGCCAAAAGACACUUUCUGGGGUGUGUGUCCGUUAAUUUACUCUAUUCAGAACUGACUUGUUUCCACACUGCCUCGGGCAUCAUUUUAGUAGAAAUAGAACACCAACAACUCUUUUGACAGAGUUUAUCUUAAAAUAUAGUGUAUUCAUUAUCAUUUUACAGCACCUGCGAUUUGGUGAAACUAAACACUAGUUUUAAAUACUUGGGUAUUUUGUUAAUCGUAAAUAUUUUGGCGACAAGCAUAAUUGACAUAGCGGAUUAUAAUGUAUGCAUAAACAUUAUCGACUGUUGUGAAAGGGUGAAAUUAUUCACCUGGUGCUUCAAUGCAUCCGUGUCGAGACAGACAACGCCAUUUCGCGCACUACGUAGUUUCUAACACAGAGUCAGAGGAAAUAAGAUGGAAAACAACUCGGUCACCAGAAGCUCUACCAACACUUCUACAUCCCCUACGAUGACGGACACUCCAUCCAAAGAACAAGGAAUAGCAGUGGUUACCGCCUUUAUGUUUGAAAGUGGUCUAAUUGUCAUGGGAAACGUCCUGACAUUAAUUCUCUUUGCACGGGAAAAGAAGCAUCGCAAGAAAAGUCUGUUCUUAGUUAUGAACAUGGCCCUCGCUGAUGUGAUGUUAGGAGCGGUGUCUCUGCCUUUGUGGGUUUAUUUUCUCAUAGGACCCUACUAUCUGUUGUGGACUGCAAAGACAAACACCGCCAUGGUUUAUUCUUUUUAUUUUUUUGAUACUACCUUGUCGCAGUCCUCGCUAAUUUCAGCAGUUUUUAUAUCCUGUGAAAGAUUUUAUGCUGUCUAUUGGCCACUUAAACACAAAACAUUGUCAACACGAGCGUAUGGCAUUGCUAUUUUUGUGGUCUGGUCUCUGGCUAUCCUUGUUUCAACUGUCUAUCUCUUUUCUCUCUACCAAGAGUCAUAUAAAGCAGCUGUCUUGUCUUGGAUGUCAUUCCCCUUGAGUUUCCUGUUCAUCGUUUGUGCAUGUAACAUCGGUAUAUGGAGAAAAGUUCGAAAGAGAAAUAACGCUUUACAACAGCAAAACCGAGCAGCAUGCCGAAACCAACGCUUGACAAAAACUUUGCUGUUUGUAUCCGCCAUUUCUGUUCUUUCCUGGCUUCCUUUAGUCAUUGUUAACUAUCUGAUUGCUAUCCAGCGGUUUGGUAUUGCAAAAUUGUUUAUAGGUAUCAUAAAUAUUCUUAAUCUUUCCAACUCCUUUUUAAAUCCACUUGUCUAUGCAUUAAGAAUUCCUGAGUUUAGGCAAACACUUAUUUUGUGUUGUUCCCGACGCCAGGCCGUAAUAAAUAGGCCGCGUAAAGAAAGAAAGGAA
Molecule: messenger RNA, 31054 nt
Organism: Porites lobata
Lineage: Eukaryota; Metazoa; Cnidaria; Anthozoa; Scleractinia; Poritidae
Source: the annotation of a GenBank genome assembly